AUGACCACUCCUUAUGUUGCCCCAUACGGAGGGCUUCUUACCAAAACAUUGGACGACGAAAAGGAAAGAGAAGAAAAGUUGAAGGAACAACAAAUCAAUGUGACUGUGAAUGAUAAUCUCGAAACUUUGAGACCAGAGUCUAUCUUUAUCAAAGGUGUUGAUAAUCUCAGCACUGAUGAUUUGAAAUUCUUCAUUGACUACUAUUUGAAUUUUGAAACAAUCACUAAACAUGACGAUGAAGGUAAUGAGCUUCUUGAGUAUGUUGCUAAACCAAUUAAUGAUCAAUUAACCUUCAAAAUUCAAUGGAUUAACGAUACUUCAAUUAACGUUGUUUUCAAAACUCACGAAGAAGCUUUUAAAGCAUUAUCGGCAAUUUCGAUUUCUUCAAAUCCUAACGAGAAUCAAACUAUUUCACCACCUAGUGAAUUCACUAGUGAAUAUAUUGCCGAUAUCAUACAGGAACGGGAAACAAAGCCAUAUAAUCCCACAAUUCAAUUUCGUAAGAAACAAAAUUUAUUGAAUAGGUUAAACUCUAGUGAAGAGAAACCUGAAAACGUUGAGGAUGAGUUGAAGAUGGACGAAGACGAAUCGGCAAUUGUCUUAUAUACUAGACAAUCUUUGCAAAAUGAUCGUAAAGUUAAAAAUGCUAGUGCUUAUUCAAGAUAUUAUUUAUUACAUGGAGAACCAGAAAGAAAGCCAAAACGCUUUAAUGAUAGACAACGUCAGCAGCGUGGGAACCGUCGUCGUCAAUCAAAUGAUGAAGAUUUGUUUGCCAAUAAAAUAGGAGGAAAUAGACGUGCUAGAGAUGAUGAAGACGAUUUAUUUGCUGAUAAAUUAAGAAAUAGAGAUAGGUCACCCGGUAGAGAGCAAACAAGAGCUAGAUCAAGAUCUCCAAUGAGAGAUUAUUGAUAUGUAUUAAAUGUUUUAUACAAAAAAAGAAAAGAUCAUUAUGUAACAUAGAUUAUUCUAAUAAAUGCAAAUCGAU
This is a messenger RNA of Hyphopichia burtonii NRRL Y-1933, 985 nucleotides long. RefSeq lists its product as uncharacterized. Gene Ontology annotation, cellular component: nucleus; cytosol. The transcript has a single exon. The record is from RefSeq and is a predicted model, not a curated record. Bases 1 to 909 code for a protein of 302 amino acids. Gene Ontology annotation, molecular function: RNA 7-methylguanosine cap binding; mRNA binding. Lineage: Eukaryota; Fungi; Ascomycota; Pichiomycetes; Serinales; Debaryomycetaceae.